AUGCAAACAACAUCAACAACUACAUCUGGUCCAGCAUUACCAAAAGCAAGAUUUAAUUGGAUAUUUUCUGCGGAUAAAUUUACUUCAACACCAUCAAAUCGAAAUGGUAUAUCACCUGAAGAAGAAUUAGCUUUACGGCAACAAGCAGCUGUUUUUAUUUAUGAAUUAGGUACAAAUUUAAAAGUACCACAUUAUUGUAUUAAUACAGCUGUUGUUUAUAUGCAUCGUUUUUAUAUGAUUAAUUCAUUUCAACGAUUUACACGUCAACGAAUAUGUGCCGCUUCAUUGUUUCUUGCUUGUAAAGUUGAAGAAUUUCCUCGUACAUUACGGGAUGUUAUUGAAAAUACAGGAAAAGUAUUACGAAGAAAAAAAGCUGAAGAACUUACAAAAGAAAUGAUUGAACAAUAUGCUGAUGAUAUUGUUUUACAUGAAAAUAUUCUUCUUUCAACAUUAGGAUUUUCAUUAAUGGUUGAUCAUCCACAUCCAAUUAUUAUUAAAACAAUUCAAACACUUGGAAGUCAAAUACAGUCGUUACCAGAAAAAACACCUCGUGAACUUGCUCAGACAGCUUAUUAUUUAGCAACAAAAAGUAUUUUACUAACAUCAUUUUGUGUCAAAUAUCCACCUGAUCUUAUUGCCUGUUUUUGUAUACAUUUGGCUGCAGCUUGGCUCAAAAUUGAAAUUCCUUCACCAGCACCAGUAACAACAGCUCGUAAUGGAUCUGAUAGUACAAUAACAGAAAAUACAUCAAAUAAACGUUGGUUUCAUCUUGUUAAUGAAUCAUUUACUGAAAAACAACUUGGAGAACUUGCUGAUGAAUUUCUUGCUAUAUAUGAAAAAUGUCCGGAUAAAAUCAAACGAAAACUUGUUUAUCAAAAUGAACGACAACCACAAUCAUCAUCAAAUGAUGGCGCAUCAUCAUCAUCUCAACAUUAUCCAUCAACAAGUAAUGUUCUACCACGUCUAACAGAUUUAACUGAUAGUGUUGUACCACAAGGUGCUAUUCGUGAUAAAAUUGAACAUCGACAAAAUCAAACAUCAUUACAAACAAAUCGACCUAUUCAACCAUCACUACCACCACCACAACCAUCAGUUCCUUCUCAAUCUCAAUCAUCAUCAUCAUCUAUACCUAUUAAACGUGAACCAUCAGCAGCUCCAUCAUUUUCAUCAUCAAAUCGUCCACCAAUGCCACCACCACCACCACAUAAUGCAUCGUCAUCAUCAUCAGCAUCAGCAUCAUCUCGACCUCCAUCAUUUCAACAUCCAUCAUCUUCUCAUUUUCAAGCUCAUCAUCAUUCAAAUAAUAAUUAUAAUCAACAUGCUCGUUAUCCAUCACAACAAACACGACCUGGACUACCACCUCAAAAUCGAUCAUUACAACAACCACCACUUCCACCUUCUCAACAUAAUGUUGAUCGUAAACCUCCACCACCUACUCAUCCGUAUGAUCAUCCUGCUCCACCGCCACCAGCACCAUCAUCAACAUCUGUAUCAAAUCGACCACCAUAUGGUUCACAACAACGUAGUAGUCAUUAUAAUAAUGUUCCACCACCAGCGAAUCCUUAUCCACAACAACCACCUUAUGGUCAUAGUAAUCAUCCACCAGCAUUAAUGCAUCUUGGUGGUGAAAAACGUCCUUAUGAUCCAACAUAUGAUCCUAAUAAUAAUAAUAAUAAUAAACGACCUCGGCCAUCAUCUUCAUCCUCAACAUCAUCUCAACAAUGGAAUAAUAAUAAAUAA
Molecule: messenger RNA, 1740 nt
Organism: Rotaria sordida
Lineage: Eukaryota; Metazoa; Rotifera; Eurotatoria; Philodinida; Philodinidae
Source: the annotation of a GenBank genome assembly